Molecule: messenger RNA, 1455 nt
Organism: Papaver somniferum (opium poppy)
Lineage: Eukaryota; Viridiplantae; Streptophyta; Magnoliopsida; Ranunculales; Papaveraceae
Product: protein farnesyltransferase subunit beta-like
Exons: 14
Coding region: 43-1374 (443 amino acids)
Biological process (GO): protein farnesylation
Cellular component (GO): protein farnesyltransferase complex
Molecular function (GO): protein farnesyltransferase activity
Source: RefSeq, a predicted model, not a curated record
GGAAAAAGACGAGUUUUCUGAAAAUCUUACUUCAGUUUCUGAAUGGAAGAAUCAAAGAAACAAACUCUAUCACAAUCUGAACAAUUGAAGGUGCAAACUGAAGUUUCUUAUGCGUACAAGCACUUUGAUUCAGCUCCUAAUCAUGUGCAAAACCAAUGGUUAACACUUCAGCGUUAUAAUCAUAUUGAGUAUUUAACUAAAGGUCUCGAACAUCUUGGACCUGGGUUCUGUUGUUUAGAUGCUAAUCGACCUUGGCUAUGUUAUUGGAUACUUCAUUCAAUUGCUUUACUGGGAGAGUCUGUGGAUUGUGAUCUGGAGGAUAAUGCUAUUGAUUUUCUAAGUCGUUGUCAGGACCCUGAUGGUGGCUAUGGUGGUGGACCUGGGCAGCUGCCCCAUCUAGCAACAACUUAUGCUGCGGUAAAUUCACUGAUUACUCUGGGUGGCGAUAAGGCACUAUCAUCUAUUAAUAGACAUAAACUGCACAACUUCCUGCUGAGGAUGAAAGUUUCAUCUGGUGGAUUUAGAAUGCACGAUGCCGGUGAAAUUGAUGUUAGGGCUUGUUAUACUGCCAUUUCUGUAGCAAGUAUAUUAAACAUUUUGGAUGAGGAGCUAACUGAAAACGUCGGAAAUUACAUUCUAAGCUGUCAGACUUAUGAAGGUGGUAUUGCUGGGGAGCCUGGCACUGAAGCUCAUGUUUCUUGUUGCAAUAGGUACACCUUUUGUGGGUUGGCGACGAUGAUUUUGAUUAAUGAAGUGGAUCGGUUGGACUUGCUUAGUCUAAUUGACUGGAUGGCAUUUCGUCAAGGGGUUGAAAGUGGAUUUCAAGGUAGAACAAACAAAUUAGUCGACGGUUGUUAUUCGUUUUGGCAGGGGGGUGCAAUGGCCUUACUUCAAAGAUUAUCUUCUCGUAUUGAUGCUCAAAUGAGGUCUUCAUUCAUUGGAGAAGGAGAACAAACCACAGGGAGAACAAAAGCUUCUGUCAAAUUUGAGUCUGGAGGAGGAAGCGCGUCAGCUGGAAGUCCUGCUCAAGGCAAUCUUUCAGAUGCUGGGUUAUCAUUUCUGAAUAGAUCUGCAGAAGCAGAUCCUUUCUUCGACACCAUUGGUCUGCAGCGAUACUUACUUUUAUGUUCUCAGGAUCCACAUGGAGGGUUCAAGGAUAAACCUGGAAAGCAUCGAGAUUACUACCACACGUGUUAUUGCCUCAGCGGCCUCUCUGUUUGUCAGCAUAGCUGGUCAAAGACUGCCAAAUCUCAACCCUUGCCGCCUGCUAUUUCUGGUCCUUAUACCAACCUAUUGGAGCCCAUCCAACCACUUUUCAACAUUGUAAUAGAUAAGUAUCGUCAGGCUAAUGAUUUUUUUUCUGUUUCUUACUAAUAUCUUGUAAACAGCUUGGUGAAGUGGAUACAGAUAUGUGUAUAAUUGCAGUCAGGUUUAUUAUAGUUCUCCUUGGUUGCA